GAAACUGAGACAUUGUUAAUAAACGUGUUAAGUUGAUUGAUAGGUAUAUGAUUGAUCUAUCGUAACAGAAGAUGUGAAAUUAGAAAGGUUCAAUUUAAAUUUAGCUUUAAGUUUUAUUUUUAUAUAGUAUAACUAUAACUAUUCAAUAAAAGGCUGAGAUCCUUUGGUGGGCGGAAUGUCCAAAAUUAGAAAACAUUUCGUUUAUUUAUAUUGUUACAUCAUUACAUUUUUGUCUUUAUAUAUAAAGUUCCUGCUUCCAUCACUAGAUGGCGCUGAUCGUUUCUAAAUCUCGCAAGUACUACGUUUACCUGUUUUGAUAUAUGGAGUAACGUUUGUUUGUAAUAAAUUGCUGUUUUACCACAACGAGUGUUUAAAUUCAUCCUACGAGCGACAGUGAUUUAGAUGAAGGGUUUUACUUUAACUUAUUUUUCACUUAGAUAUUGGUUAUCAAUGAUAAAUAAUUUUCAUUUAUUAAUUGAGAAAGUGUGAGUGGACGAUCCGAACAAUUUUUUUUUAUUAAAAUACAAAGUUUGCGCUGAAAUAUAAAUAUAAUUACCUCAUUUGUACUUCCGCGAGUACUUUAUUUUCGUGUUCACUGAGACCCUGUUCCAUGACAUCGACGGUGUCAACCAACUGCUCCACAUUAUAGAAACCGCAAACGUUUGUAUCUAUAUUUGGUUGGUUGAGCGUGUACCAAGUAGAUAUGCGAGCUAGUUCUACGUUCUGUUCCUAAAAAACAAUAUAAAUUUUGUGACACGUAUUAUCUAACAGUAAAAAUAAGCAUAUUGAGUAGCUGCGAUGCGGCCUGCGAUCUGUUAUAUCUAGAAAAUGUUCCUGUAACUGCUGUGCUAACGAUUUCCAACUGACACAGCAUUUUCAGGGCUUCGUGCAUCGAGGACUGCCUCUCGCGAGUCAGUCUGCCACAUCCCGCCGGUUCGGUCAGUCGCAUCCACGGACUAAUAACCCAGUAGGUAUAGUUUUAGGGCUAAAUAAAUAUUAUUUUUUUAAAAGACUCUUUAAAUCCCCAACCUAACAGAUCGUUGUUGUUAAACAACAACCGGAAGGGUCGAUCACGGGAUGGGUGACCAAAAAUUAAUUAUUUAAUUGGUUGGUCCCGGAUGCAAUUGCAGUUGUUGAUGCCCUCCAAUCCGCAUUGGGCCAGCGUGGAGUGUCUCGGACAAUCCUCCCUAACUAUCCGUAAGAAUGACCUGAGCCCGUGCAGUGGAAACGUAAAAGAGCUGAUGAUGACGAUGAGUUAAAAUAGGAAGGUGUUAGGCACGAGACCAUGCAGAAAGUCACCGAUGCGCUGGACGGACCAGGUAAAGGCUCCUUUUAAUGGUUCUCUAUGCGGGAUGUACAAAGAAGCAACCAUCCGAGACGAGUAGCGACCUAUCGUGAAGUACGUUAAAAACCCUCAACAAACGACCGCGGCCAAUGCCACAAUGCCAACAGUGUAGCGACUAAGUAGAAUCAAAAUAAGCAGUCUAAAUACAUUUUUAACAAAACGAUAUGCGCUUAAUGAAGUGAGUCUUUCGAACUAUUGUAACAACGUUAAAUGAUUAUUUGUUGCUAUUGUGACAGAAAUCAUUAUUUAUUGUUAUUAUAUAAAAAAUAGAUUGAUACAAUAACGAAUUUUCAACAUGUCAGUGAAAGACGUUAUCGUACAAUUUAAUAGAGAAAAAAAAUGCCUCGCCCAAUCUAUGCUCAAACAUGUUACAUUAUGGAAUAGUACGGCCUUGAUCCAGUGUCUCGAAAAUGUGCCACUUUUCAUAUUUCUUCUUAUCUUUAAUAUUAAUAAAUAAUACUAAUAAGCCUCUUCAUUUCAAUGACACAAAAAUAGGUUAAAAUUAAAUAAAUACAAUACCUACUUACUGUCCACCCAGCCAACACAUAAGCCAGAUAGUAGCGAAAAUAUACCACAAUAAGCAGUGUCAAGCUUUAUUACUUUUGUAUUACAGCUGAGGUUAUGGCUUUAUUUUGAAUAAGAGAAUUCUUAAAUUAAAAUAAUGUUGUAAGCUUACUAAAUUCUGUAUAAAGUUCGCGGUAUUUUUUUAAGCUGAAUAGUAAGCAAGAGUAGCAUCUGCUAAACAAGCGAUAUUCAAAUAAGAGUAAAUGAAACAGCUAUUAUCUGCAUAGUAGCUGAAGUUUUUGCAUUGUCCUGUAUAACAUAUUUAAGCAAAGCAGUUAAACAGCAAAACGCUGAAUAUUAGACGAAAUAUUUUCUUUUAGCUGCAUAGUGUACGAAAUGGUACUAAUUUAUUCAGAUGCUGAAUAUUUUAGAUUUUUUUCUUCUUUACACAGCUGACUUCUGUAUACUUGAAAAUAAACUCCUCGUUUUACCUAACUUAUAGCGUUAUAAGCCUACAAUUGUCUUUAUGUGAAGCUUAAAACAAUAUCAGUUACAAAUGUGGGUAUCUUAAGCAGCAAAUAACUGAUUAGUUGAAGAUAUCGUAUGUUUAUAUCCAGAUAUUUCACCAUUUUGUGUCAAAACUGAUAAAUACUGCAUCAACAAUAUGCCUCCUCAGAAAAAUAAUAACAUAAGCGUAAAUGAUUCAUGGAAAAAAAGAAAGAGAACGGGAGGAAUAGUAUAUGUGCAGUAAUAGAAAAGGGUUUGACAACUAAUACAAAUAGGCCCGGGUCAAGUGCGACCAAUACAGUUGAAGAGGGUUCUGCACACGAUGAUUGUGCAUCACCAUCAGGAUUAGUGAUUCAAACAAAUAGACCGGGUCCAACUUUAGGUGCAGAUAACGAGAGUUACAUGCGUGGCAACUUUGCAUAUCAAUCACAGGCUACAAUUGAUAGUGAUUCAAGUUCUACUGAUUUGGAAGAAAACUCGGAAUUCAAUAAAAAUAUUAUUAUUAUUUUCAAUAAAUAAAAAAUUAUGUUAUUCGAAAGCAAUAAAUAAAAAAUUAUGUUGUUCUAAAACCGUAUCAGUUCUGUUCAACAUUUGAUAUAAUUCUUCCUCAGCUUCUUCAGAAGUUUUGAAAUGAUGUCGUUUUAAUGUAUGUAACAGUUGUAGAUGUUCCAGUCCGGCUGUGGAAGGAUUGCAGGGUUCUUGCAAAGUUGUUCGCCGUUUUUUGGCUAAUAUAAUUUUCCUUUGUUUUCCCAAGAAGCGUUCUCUGUUGGUAAUUCAACUUGGCCUUUUUUACAAGUCGAAACGAUUUUGAACAUGUUUCUGAAAAAAAAUAUUUAGUUUUUCUAUAACACUUCAAAAAUACUACAACAACACUAUUGAUACUAACAUUAUAUAAUAAAUCUCGAUGUUUACGUUUGUAUCUUACUUAUUGACUACAUGAGCGCCACAAGUCAGAGUGUAUAAAAAGUACCUACAUUAGUAUAGGUCCCAUCAACCUCAAAUAUUCUAAAAAAAGAAAAAUCCUCAAAAAAGAACCCUAAAAAUCUGAAUUAUACUGCAUUAUGUAGUUUAAGACUUUUAUCUGAGAAAUGUAUAAUAAUUGUAUUUUAAAUCAAAUAAUUUCUGGAUAUGUAGUCGUAUGUGAACUAUUAUGCAGAAAUAAGCAAAAUAACCACUGAAAUAGACACUUUUAUUCAAAUUGGCCGUCCGCCAUUAACUAACGUUCGACAUAACCUCUUCUUAUAAAAAUCCUCAACAUUUAUCUUAUGAAACACUUUGUUUAGUGUGUAGGAAAAAUUAGCAGUUAUACAAAAUUUGAUUCUCAUUAUUUUCUGAGACUGAAAUUUGAUAAAAAGUAAAGAUAAUUUAUUUUUAAUUUUAUUUCACAUUUGUUUACCUUUUAAAUUGUAGCUUUAUCUGAAGGCGCUCAAAAAAUGUAUAAUAAUCAUAUUGAUAAUUCACAGUAAAGUGCCAUGCGUUUAUAUAAUUCACCUUAAACUGACUUAAAAUGUAUGAAACAAUUUACUUACCCAAUUUUUGAAGACGUGAAUCAGCGACCAUUACAAUUUUUUGAAGUAAGUCACACAAAAUAAUGAAACUCGUCGAAAAAUACAUUUAUACUUCUUUUACUUGCAUAAUUUCUUUGUAAAACUACCCUUGAGAUCGAAAUAGUGAAUAUCAUUUGAAUAUCUGAACUCACAAAUUAACAACUGCAUAAGAGAUGUAUAAUUUCUGGACUACAGAAAAAAACAGAAUUUAUGCAGAAGAUAUUCAGUGUGUUGUUCAUUUAUUCAGCUACUAUGUAGCUAUUAAUCAAACGUUAUCCAAAUUGAAGCAAGAUAUUUUGUGCCCAAAUUGCUUGAAUACCAUCUGUAUAAGCGCUUACACAGAAGUUAUACAAAUACUUUAUGCAGCUUAAAGUCGAAAGAAUUGCUUUUAUGCAAAAUUUACUCAGCUAAUCUGUGUUGGCUGGGCAGUCUUGCCAUAUGGUGACGGGAAUUGGCCAUCUGUCUCCAUAAUAGGGAUG
Messenger RNA from Diatraea saccharalis (sugarcane borer), 4382 nucleotides. The record is from the annotation of a GenBank genome assembly. NCBI's taxonomy places the organism in Eukaryota, Metazoa, Arthropoda, Insecta, Lepidoptera, Crambidae.